AUGGCACACGCUCGUAUCUCAGCCAACCUCCCACCUGAUAUAGAUCCGACAAAAGCUCCUAUUGCAUUUGGGAGGAGGGCCCUUCCUAAACUAAAUGAGGAGCUACCAUCUCCUGAGCUGCUGACCCAGCAGCGGGCAUUGAUGGCACUCUGCGAUUUGGUCCAUGAUCCAGAAAAUGUCUACCAGGCAAUAGAAAUAGGUUUCUUGGAUAACUUGAAGACUUUGCUACUACAUCAUGACAGCACUGUCCGACAAAAAACAACAGAAGUCCUCUCUAUAAUGGCUAGUCAUAGUGUUGGCAGGCAAGGGUUGAUACAAAAUGGAGUAAUUUCUGCCCUCGCCAAGCUCUUGGAUGAUCCAGUAGAUAUCUGUCGGAAGAACUUGCAUCAGGUUUUUGAAUUGAUGGCAAAAUUACCUGAAGGGGCUGUUGACAUACUGCAAGCUGGUUUGAUCCCCUUCCUAGUAGUCAAAUUGAAGACUGAGCCAGAUGAAAUCCAGGAGCUCAUCCUAGAUACACUCUCCAACUGUCUACAUGUGGAGGCUUCUGAAGCUAUAGCAGCUGAUGCCGUUACUAUCCUGAAGGAAAAGCUCACACACCCAUCAGCAGUCAUCAAAAGCAAAGCAGCUUGGGUCCUGUUAGCAAUUGGCACUCACCCGGAUGGAAAAACCAACAUAUGUGAAGAAGUUACUCCCGUGCUGGUGAGCCUGCUGACAGAUACAGAUCCUGAAGUCCAAGCUAGUGCAACAGGAGCACUGAUGUUUGCUACCAUUAAACCUCAGGGGAGAUUCUCAGCCUUACAUGCUGAAGCCAUUCCACCUCUACUGAAGCUGGUUACUGAGGAAACCAGCAAAGCCCGUCUGAGUGCCAUCAAAACCCUCACCAUGCUGGCUGAGCUACCAGGGGGCCGCAAGACACUCCUGGAUCACACAGAAAUAUUUCAGCAGUGCCUGAACGAUCCCUGCGAGACAGUGAGAAGAGCUGCACAAACUGCCAUCAGAGUCAUCCAAUGGAAACCUUUUUGA
Chaetura pelagica (chimney swift) is the source of this 1023-nucleotide messenger RNA. It is a transcript of the gene RSPH14, whose product is annotated as radial spoke head 14 homolog (Chlamydomonas). Lineage: Eukaryota; Metazoa; Chordata; Aves; Apodiformes; Apodidae. The transcript has 6 exons. Bases 1 to 1023 code for a protein of 340 amino acids. The record is from RefSeq and is a predicted model, not a curated record. Gene Ontology annotation, molecular function: protein binding.